Penicillium taxi is the source of this 1206-nucleotide messenger RNA. RefSeq lists its product as uncharacterized. Lineage: Eukaryota; Fungi; Ascomycota; Eurotiomycetes; Eurotiales; Aspergillaceae. Gene Ontology annotation, cellular component: nucleus. The record is from RefSeq and is a predicted model, not a curated record. The coding region runs from base 1 to 1206 and encodes 401 amino acids. The transcript has a single exon. Gene Ontology annotation, biological process: regulation of DNA-templated transcription; aflatoxin biosynthetic process. Gene Ontology annotation, molecular function: DNA binding.
AUGCAGCUCACGAGUACCGCCCUCGAUUCUGAUCAUGCUUCCCGGGAAAAUUUAGAUCCUUUUGAGAUGUUGACUUGCAAGGAUCCAGGGUCCAUUCCAGUUCCGCUUUCCAACAAUAGCCAUGACUGGCAAUUGAUGCUAUCCCAAUCAUGUGUGGCACCUGCGGACUCUCUGCCUCACACCAUGGAGUCGGCUUCAAAUAAGGGCCUAUUCGUAGAUUCAUCACUUGAGGCUGUUGAUUUCGAAGGCGGAAUUGAUUUCAGCUCUGAUAUACUAAGUUCUUUGGUUCAAACCCCGUCUACCCAUAUUAAUAAUGCGUCUCGGGUCAACAAAAGCUCUGAAUUCUGCACGGACUUUGCCCUUGAUUGUGCGAAUUCUGACGAGCCGCCAUUGGAUUGGUCUGCAUUUCCCGAUUCUUUCUCUACCAGCGAUGACCACACCACUCAAUCUAUCUCGUCUCUCUACCCCAAACCUCACCCUCCAAUUUUUCAUACACCAACAGCCCCUGGCCCUACGAAAUCUUCUUGUUUGGCUGAAUCUCGACCUCCUUGUGUUAUCACUGCGACUGAAAACCUCCGCCUACUCCACAUCCGCCAAUAUAGCUGCCUAUCUCGCACAAAUCACCAAAGACAUAGCGGAAGUCAGGAUGCCUGUAGUCUUGAAGCACCACGCAUGUCGGGCUCCGUCCUCAAAGACAUCAAGAGUGUCGGUAAAUCAGUUUGUCGUAUGCUACAGUGUGGAUGCGCACUUCGCUCUCAGAAUCAGCUCAUCAUAGCAAGUAUCUGCUCUCGGCUCGUUGUCUGGUCUAGAGCAAUGAUUAGCGCAUACUUUUCUCAGCAUUCUGGCAGUAGAGACCAUUCCAAUAAGCAAACUACUCAUCCAGAGAAGGUUGUAUUUCAAUCUGUCACGAUUGGAGACCAUACCGUCGAUAGCCUUGCCUUGUCAAAGAGUAUUCAAGCUCAAGUGAUACUUGAGGAGCUAGGACACCUGCAGAGAUUGGUCAAUACACUAUCAGUCCGUAUCAGGCAAAGCUUUACCCUAUACCCAAUGGAGCUGGAUGCAGAUUCCGAUGUACGAUCUGCAGGGCUGCCAAAAACCGUACAUGAUCAACUAGUGGCGUACCUUUUGAAAGAAGUUCAAACGACUAGAAAUGAUUUGAUUACGAAUUGGCGAGAACAUGAUAAAUUAAGACAACGACCAGAAUAA